Messenger RNA from Trypanosoma grayi, 282 nucleotides. RefSeq lists its product as hypothetical. The record is from RefSeq and is a predicted model, not a curated record. The transcript has a single exon. Lineage: Eukaryota; Euglenozoa; Kinetoplastea; Trypanosomatida; Trypanosomatidae. Bases 1 to 282 code for a protein of 93 amino acids.
AUGACGUCACUGUUACACCCUCAGCGGCAACACUGGGGGUGGGGGAAUCAUGACAGUGCGGCGUUCAGCCUGCACUUCGGCCUUACCGCCAUUGCGAUCCUGCUGGAGCUCAUCACCCACGGGAAACGCUACGUGUAUGCGCUCCGCGGCUAUUCCGGAACGACAUCUAACAGCGAAUACAACCUCACGUUGUGGCCGUUCCGGAUAAACUACACACACAGUGACAGUAAGGUGUACCCGAUGAGCACCGAGGACCUGAUUGAGAAGGUCUGCCCCCUAUAG